Messenger RNA from Aphidius gifuensis, 14815 nucleotides. It is a transcript of the gene rg, whose product is annotated as neurobeachin. The record is from RefSeq and is a predicted model, not a curated record. The transcript has 46 exons. Gene Ontology annotation, molecular function: protein kinase binding. NCBI's taxonomy places the organism in Eukaryota, Metazoa, Arthropoda, Insecta, Hymenoptera, Braconidae. The coding region runs from base 1734 to 12095 and encodes 3453 amino acids. Gene Ontology annotation, biological process: intracellular protein localization. Gene Ontology annotation, cellular component: membrane; cytosol.
CGUUGGUCCAUUGCGAGUGACUGCUUCAGGCGUAUAUAACCAUACUAUUCACAUACUCUACAAGUUGACAAUUUACAUGAUAGAAAAAAAAAAUUUUAAUAUAGUCGAUACUUUUCUUCAAUUUAAAUCACAAGUGAAUUGAACAUUUAUUUAUUUUCUUUUUUUUUGGUUAAUUUAAAACGAUUUAUUGAUUUAUUGUUAUACUUUUAAAUUAACUUGAUGUUGCUUAAUUAAAAAAAAAUUAUUGUGGUGCAAUUAAGAUUCUAAAUGCUAAAUGAUUUUAAUAAGUCAUUUUUUUUUUUUUUUUUAAACUGAAAAACAAUUUUUGAUUCAAAGUGUAUUUGUUUUUUUUGUUUUUAAAGUGUUGUUUUAUUGGAUUACAGUUUUUUAGUUUUAGUAAUUAUAUAAAAUCAUAUAAUUAUAAAUUUUUUUAAUCAUUAUUAAAACAAAUAAUAAUAAUUUAAAAUUCAAAAUAUAUAGUUGAAAAAUAAUCAAUAUAAACAAUUUAAAAAAUGGAUACAUUUUUAAUAAUUGGUAUCUGUUUUCUUUGCUAUGAAGUUUGUGAUUUAAUAGUACGUUAUGCAACACCACCAAAUAGUGGACCUCAAGAUACUGGACCAUCAACACCACCAUCUCCUCGUGUUUAUUCAAUUUCACAAAAAAUUCCAUCAAAAUAAUUUCAUAAUAAAGCUCAAUGACUUAUGACUAAAAAUAUUUGAUAAAAAACAAAAAAAAAUGUCAUUUCAAUUUGUCAAGUUGUUGAGGAAAUGAUUGAAUACUCUUGAGGAUACAUUUAAUCGUGACCCAACGACCACAAACGGAAUCAAGUGCAAGUGAGUCUAUUGAUAAACCACAUCAAUGUUGUAACUCUCUGGUUUCUGAAAAUAAACCAAGUGUUUGUUUUCGUAUUCUCGUUGAGUUCGAUAGAACAAUCUCGUGAGAAAUGAGAGUUGCUAAACUUGAGUUUAAAUUUGUUUAAACAACUAAGUUCUAUCCAUCUGACUUAAAUCCCUACAAAUUAUUAUUAAACAAUAAAACAUGUUCUGUUUAUAUUACAAAAAAAAAAAAAAAAACAAUCAAUAUAAUAUGUUUUAAUUAAUGUAAUUAAUGUUAAUGUUAAUUAUAAAACAGUCGAAGGAUUUCAAAUAAUUGAAAGUUUAAUUAUCGAUGUUUACAUAAUAGCAAUGUGUUUGUGAAUUUUAUGUGAGUGUGUGUGUGUCUGUGUUGUGUAACAAUCCUUUGUAAUUCAACUCGAGUAUCAAUACCUAAUGAAUUAAUUGAAAGACUAUCAUGUACAAUGAUAAUGCAUCAUUGAAUUAUCAAAUGAAAAAAUUGAUAUCAAAAUCAUCCUUAACAACAGUAUUGAAUUAAUUAAAAAAAUUCAUUCACCUAUUUUUUUCGUUUCUAUUCAUUGAUAUGCUGUAUCAUGCAGCUUUUUGAUAUUAAAAAAAAGAAAAAAAAAAUGACAUACAAAUGAUUGGCAAAUCAUAACAAUAGAAUAUAAAAUAAAAAAAAUUUAUUUGAUGAUGGUGAAAAAUUUGAUGUUUUGAAAAGAAUAAAAAUGAAAUCGAUAUGCUUCAACGUGGAUACUUAUUUAUUGUGACCCGGUUGAAAACUUGAGUAAUCUGUAUCAAAAAGGAUUUGCCAAAAAGAGGAAAAAAGAAUAUAUAUAAAAAAUAAUAAUAAUUGUUAUUAUAAUAAUAAUAGAGAAGAAAGAAAAGAAAAAAGAAAAAAUGGAUUCGUUGGAGCGUACGAUGAGUUCUGGAUCUCAUCAUUCAGCUCUAACAGCAGCAUCACGAACUCAAAAUGCUUGUGUCCAAGCAAGUUUGUGCUCGGUGAUUGGACGAAAGGGUCGUCAUUUAACUGGCACAUUUUGUCUCACUGGUGACACAAUGGAGGGCAUUAUACAAUGUCUUGUUUUUCUCAAAGCAUUUUCGCUUGUUGGUGGUGAAUUUGACAUGGAAUUAAAUUUUGUCAUUCAAGAUGCUCAAAAUAUUAGACACAUGUUGGAACUUCUUGAUCACUGUCCGCCAAAUCUUCAGGCUGAAAUAUGGAGUGUUUUUAUUGCAAUACUGAAGAAAAGCGUGAGAAAUCUUCAGGCAUGUACAGAUGUCAGUCUCAUUGAACACGUACUUUUGCGUCUGUCACGAGCAGAAACAGUUGUUGCAGAUUUAUUGAUCGAUAUGUUGGGCGUGCUUGCAAGCUACAGUAUAACAGUUAAAGAAUUAAAAUUACUAUUUGGUGCAAUGAAAGCUAUCAAAGGAAAAUGGCCUAGACAUUCAGCAAAAUUGUUGAACGUAUUACGUCAAAUGCCCCAGCGAAAUGGACCAGAUGUAUUUUUCAGUUUUCCUGGUAGAAAAGGAUCUGCAAUUGUAUUACCGCCAAUGGCAAGAUGGCCUCAUGAAAGUGGCUACACAUUUACAACUUGGUUUCGUCUUGAUCCUAUCAAUUCCGUCAACAUUGAACGAGAAAAGCCGUACCUUUAUUGUUUUAAAACGAGUAAAGGAGUUGGUUACUCGGCACAUUUCGUUGGUAAUUGUCUGGUACUUACAUCAAUGAAAGUCAAAGGCAAGGGCUUCCAGCACUGUGUCAAAUAUGAAUUUCAGCCACGAAAGUGGUACAUGAUUGCCAUAGUUUAUAUUUACAAUAGAUGGACUAAAAGCGAAAUAAAAUGUUUAGUUAAUGGUCAGCUAGCAUCAAACACCGAAAUGGCAUGGUUUGUUUCAACAAAUGACCCAUUUGAUAAAUGUUACAUUGGUGCAACACCAGAAUUAGAUGAAGAGAGAGUAUUUUGUGGUCAAAUGAGUGCAAUUUAUUUGUUCAGUGAGGCAUUAACAACACAUCAAAUUUGUGCAAUGCAUCGAUUGGGUCCAGGAUACAAAAGCCAAUUUCGAUUUGACAACGAGUGUUAUUUAAAUUUACCAGAUAAUCAUAAAAGGGUGAGUGAAGAACAGGAGCACCAAAGCAUGGUCGACCAAAGUAUGCAAUCUGUGCUAUAUGAUGGAAAACUUUCAAACGCAAUUGUGUUUAUGUACAACCCAGUUGCAACGGAUUCUCAAUUGUGUUUACAAAGUGCACCAAAAGGAAAUGUUUCAUACUUUGUACACACACCUCAUGCACUCAUGUUACAGGAGGUUAAAGCUGUUAUUACACAUUCCAUACAUAGUACAUUAAAUUCCAUCGGUGGUAUUCAGGUUUUAUUUCCAUUAUUUUCACAAUUAGACAUGCCUUAUGAUUGUAUAGCACCAAAUGACAUCAAAAGAGAUCCAACACUCUGUUCAAAACUUUUGGGAUUUAUAUGUGACCUCGUUGUAACUUCACAAACCGUACAACAACAUAUGGUACAAAAUCGAGGAUUUCUAGUCAUCAGUUUUAUGUUACAACGUGCGAGUAGAGAACAUCUCACUACUGAAGUUCUUGUAUCAUUUUUAGAACUUACAAAACAUCUUGUAACUUGUCUCAGUGCAAAUAGUGAUUUGUUAUUAAAACAGUUUUUUUAUAUUUCAUUUCAAACAUGGCAGCUUUUGGAUCAUAUUCUCUUUAAUCCUGCAUUGUGGAUAUACACACCAGCUCCAGUACAAACACGUCUCUAUUCAUAUUUGGCAACUGAAUUUCUCAGUGAUACACAAAUAUAUUCAAAUGUUAGACGUGUUUCAACUGUUCUACAAACAGUUCAUACACUCAAAUAUUAUUAUUGGGUUGCAAAUCCACGAGCUAAAAGUGGAAUAACACCAAAAGGAAUAGAUGGACCUAGACCACAACAAAAAGAUAUUCUAACAAUUCGUUCAUAUAUAUUAUUAUUUUUAAAACAAUUAAUAAUGAUUGGUAAUGGUGUAAAAGAUGAUGAACUACAAAGUAUAUUAAAUUAUUUAACAACAAUGCAUGAGGAUGAAAAUUUACAUGAUGUUUUACAAAUGUUAAUAUCAUUAAUGUCAGAACAUCCAUCAUCAAUGGUACCAGCAUUUGAUUCAAAACAAGGUGUACGAACAAUAUUUAAACUUCUUGCUGCUGAAAGUCAACUAAUACGUUUACAAGCAUUAAAAUUACUUGGUUUUUUUUUAAGUAGAAGUACACAUAAACGUAAAUAUGAUGUUAUGAGUCCACAUAAUUUAUAUACAUUAUUAUCUGAACGUAUAUUACUUAAUGAAGAAACAUUAUUAUUACCAACAUAUAAUGCACUUUAUGAAAUAAUGACUGAACAUAUUAGUCAGCAUAUACUUUAUACAAGACAUCCAGAACCAGAAUCACAUUAUCGUCUUGAAAAUCCAAUGAUAUUAAAAGUUGUUGCAACAUUAAUAAGACAAUCAAAACAAACUGAACAAUUACUUGAAGUUAAAAAAUUAUUUUUAUCUGAUAUGACAUUACUUUGUAAUAAUAAUCGUGAAAAUCGUCGUACUGUAUUACAAAUGUCUGUAUGGCAAGAAUGGCUUAUUGCAAUGGCAUAUAUACAUCCUAAAAAUACUGAACAACAAAAAAUAUCUGAUAUGAUUUAUUCAUUAUUUCGUAUGUUAUUACAUCAUGCUAUUAAACAUGAAUAUGGUGGUUGGCGUGUAUGGGUUGAUACAUUAGCAAUUGUACAUUCAAAAGUAUCAUAUGAAGAAUUUAAAUUACAAUUUGCACAAAUGUAUGAACAUUAUGAACGUCAAAGAUCAGAUAAUAUAACUGAUCCAGAAGUUAGACAACAAAGACCAAUUAGUACAAUAUCUGGAUGGGAUCAACAACAACAUUCAAUUAAUAAUGGUUUUACUAGACCAUCAUCAUGGAGUGUACAACAAUCAGAGGAUGUACAAUCAAUUGAAAGAAAUUAUAAUAAAGAAUUUGAAACAAUUGAAGGAAAUGAUAGACUUGAAGAAUCUUGUAGUUGUGAUUUAAAUUCAAUUGAUAAUACAACUGAGAGUGAUGGUAGUCCAUCAAUUGCUGUUAAAUCACCAACUGAUAAUCCAAUACAAUCAAGUGAAGUAAUAUCAUUAGAUUCAAGAUUAAGUGAAAAAAUUGAAGAACCAGAAACAAUUGUUGAGAAUCAUAUAGAUACACCAACGAUACUUGAACAAGUAAAUAGUGAAGCAAUUUCAUUACCAACAACAACACAAGAAACUAGUGAAGUAACUUCAACUGAAAACUCAAGUGAGGGAUACAGUGAAGUUCAAAAAGUUGAACUAUUGACUAAUGAAACAGUAAAUAAAGAUGAAAAUAAUGAAAAUGUUAGUUUAGAAAAUGAUUUAAGUGGUAAAGAAAGUAUUGACAUUGUUGAUGAAGAAAACAAAAAAUCUGAAUCAACAAAUUUAAUUGAAAAUGAGGUAAAAAAUGUAACUGAAAACACUUUAGAUGAAAAAGAAAUAAUUAAAGAUGUAACAGAAAAAAUUGUAGAUGAAAAAGAAACAAUUGUAGAUGAAAAAAAAGAAAUUUUAGAUGAAAAAGAAAAAAUUACUGAUGUAACAGAAAAAAUUUCAAAUGAAAAAGAAGAAACUUUAAAUGACACAGAAAAAAUUGUAGAUGAAAAAGAAAAAAUUGUAGAAGAAAAAGAAAAAAUUUUAGAUGAAAAUGAGAAAAUUUUAGUUAGCUCUGUUGAUGAAAAUAAAAAGGAUGAAAUUACUGAUGAAAAAGAAAAAGAUUUAGUUCAAUCAAACGAUGUGAUAAUUGAAAAUGUAGCAGAGUGUAAAAUUGAAGUAAAUGAAAUUGAACAAGAGAAGACAUCUGAUGACAAAUCACCUAUUGAAAAUAGUAAUGACGACAGUAAAAUUGAGAAUCUUGAAAUAUCAGAAGUACCCAAAGAGAAAACCAACGAAGUUGAAGAAACAAAUGAUCAACAAGAUCAAAGAAUAAAAUCAUCUCCAAAUUUAUCUCCUGAGCAUAAAUUAAAUACUGAAAUUACUACUGAAAAAUGUGAUGAAAAUAAAAUUGAAAAUAAAGAGACUGCUGUACCAACACUUGAUGUAGAUAUAAAUGACAUUAAAACCGAUAUUAAAAGUGAAGAUAAUCAUGUAGAAAAUGUUGAAAUACCAAUUGAAAAUGAUAAAUCAUGUGAAAAAAUUAUUGACAAUCAGCAAGCUGUUGAAAAUUCAUUAGAAAUAAAUGAAGAAAAUAAAUCAAACAAAGAAGAAGAAAAAGAAGAUAAAGAAGAAACUUCUAACGUGAUAGCUGAAAAUAAAAUAGUUGAAAUAAAAAAUGAAAAAGAAAAUUCAAGUAUUGAAAAUUCUGAAAUAAUAAUAGAAAAAAAUAAUGAAAAAACAGUGUCAAAUGAAAAAUUAAAUGAAAUUAAUAAUAUUGAAAUAAAUACUGAUACUGAUAAAAAAGAAAUAAAAAUAAUUGAAGAUACAAAUUGCUCAACUAGUAGUACGAACAAAGUAAAUUCUACUUGUGUUGAUGAAUCACCUUCAAUAAUAAUUAUUGAUGAUAAUAAAACAUUGGAAAAUUGUAAUUUAACAAAUGGCAAUAUUGAAAAAUUAAAUAAUGAAAUUGACAUUAUAAAUGAUAGCAAUGAAAUUAUUAAUAAUGAAAUAAUAAAAAAAGAUACAACUGAAGAACCGUCCAAUAUUUCAACAAUAAUAUGUGAUAAUGUUACAGUUAAUAAUAAUGAUGAUGAUAAUGUAGAAAUUAAUGAUAGUUUAUCAAAUUGUAACAAUAUUGAAAAUACUAUUGAUAAUAAUAAUAUUCAAGUGCCAAAUAAUAUGACCCAAAUACCAACAAUAUCAACAGUUUGUGAUGCAAAUAAAAUAUUAUCCGAUGGUGUGCCUCAAAAUAAUAGUUCAAAUGUUAUUGAUAUCAAUGAUGAUUCAUUAAUAAAUGAUACAAUAACAAUAAAUGAACAUGUUGAUAUUCAUAGAAGAUCAAGUUUACCAAAUGUAUCAACUGAUAAUAUUGAUGAUAUUAAUGGUGAUGGUGAUACACCAUCAUUACCAGUACCACUUAGAAAAAAUUCAUCACCCCAAAAAAGACCAAGGAGUGCCUCAACAUCCACUCAAGUGGAUCCAAAUCAUUUUGAUUCAAAAAGAGCAAAGCAAGGAAAUACAUCAAGCAGACCAAUGUUCAGUCCAGGACCAAGUAGACCACCCUUCAGAAUACCUGAGUUCAAGUGGUCUUAUAUACAUCAAAGACUUUUAUCUGAUGUGCUAUUUUCACUUGAAACUGACAUUCAAGUUUGGAGAAGUCACUCGACAAAAUCAGUACUGGAUUUUGUUAACAGCAGUGAAAAUGCAAUAUUUGUUGUGAAUACAGUACAUCUCAUAUCACAACUUGCUGACAAUCUUAUUAUUGCCUGUGGUGGUUUAUUGCCAUUACUUGCAUCAGCAACAUCACCAAAUAGCGAAUUGGAUGUGAUUGAACCAACUCAGGGUAUGCCAAUAGAAGUUGCUGUUUCUUUUCUUCAGAGGCUAGUCAAUAUGGCUGAUGUACUUAUUUUUGCAAGUUCACUUAAUUUUGGUGAACUUGAAGCUGAAAAAAAUAUGUCGAGUGGUGGAAUACUACGACAAUGUUUACGCCUGGUUUGUACUUGUGCUGUUAGAAACUGCUUAGAGUGUAAAGAACGUGGCAGAUCAUACAGCAUGUUAGGCAGACAAAUUGGUACUAGUAAUAAAUCACAGCACAUACAAUCCCUUAUUCCAGGAGCACAAACACCGCCAAAGAAUAUUAUGGAUAAUUUGACUGAUCAAUUAAGUCCAGUUAAAAAUCCUGAUAAGCUGUUGCAAGACAUGGAUGUCAAUCGAUUGCGAGCUGUUAUUUACAGAGAUGUUGAAGAAACCAAACAGGCACAGUUUCUGUCUCUGGCUAUAGUUUACUUCAUCUCUGUACUUAUGGUAUCAAAAUAUCGUGAUAUUCUGGAACCACCAGUAUCACAACGACCACCAAGUCCAAUUCAAUCAAUUAAAACAAAUGGUGCCAAUAAUCGAUCAGGUAGUCCUCCAGGAGAUGGGAAUGGUGGUGGAGGAGGUCGUCCACUGUUUCCACAGUGGUCACACCACGUCUAUCCUCAGUUCCUUCCGGGUUCACACCCCAACGCCAAUGUCAAUGCCAACAAUCACAUGAGCCAGCACCACCACCAGCACCCGCAACAACCAGCAGUCAGACACACAAAUCGCCAGACCCAAUCCAGCUAUUAUCUCCCAAAUCAUCACAGUAAUAAUCAUUACAAUCAUCACCCAAAUAAUUACAACUAUCAUCGUCACCAUCAUUAUCAUCAUCACAAUAACAACAAUCACCAUCACGCGCUUCAAAAACAUAAUGAUCAACCCCGAAAUAUUUAUCAUAGAAACUCCGGUGUUGGUAUGCAAGAAACUGGAGGAAUGAUCAGUCAAUCUGGAUCACAAGAUGAUGGAGAAUAUGAAGUUAUAAUUGUUGAUGAAAAUAAUUCAUCAAUUCUUGCUGAUAAUGACAUAACUUCUUCAGGGCCACCAUCAACCAAGGGAGGUCACAGUGGUGUACCUCAAACGCGGACAAUCCUCGAGGAUUACAACUCGUCUGAGCCAAAUCUCGGUACUUCGACGAAGCCUGAUCAAGUGCCAAGAAACAAUCAGAGUAAUGAUUCUAGUGAAGAGGCAAUGCAUCGUAGUAAUAUAACAACUGAUAAUGAAAAUAAACACAAUUCAUCAGAAGAAGCAUGGACAGAUGUUAAUUUAAAUGAAGAUGGUGAUAUUUCAAUGACAAAUGAUACACGUAAUAUGCGUAAUAAAGCACAUACACGUGAUGCUGAUAUUGAAGGAAAUGUUAAUGAUCAUUCAGAACGUGGUGAAAAACCAUCUGGUGAAAUAUCUGUUGUUCGUGUACCUGAUGGUAUUGUUGUUAAUAAUUCAGCAUCACCAAGACCAGAUGAUUUACCAAUAAAAGGUCUUGUUGAACAUUUACCAACACCAACACCAUCAAGAGAAGCAUCAUUAACACAAAAACUAGAAACAGCACUUGGUUCUGUUUGUCCAUUAUUACGUGAAAUAAUGGUUGAUUUUGCACCAUUUUUAUCAAAAACACUUGUUGGAUCACAUGGUCAAGAACUUCUCAUGGAAGGAAAAGGAUUAACGACUUUUAAAAAUAGCAACUCAGUUGUUGAGCUUGUGAUGCUUUUAUGCUCACAAGAGUGGCAGAAUUCAUUACAAAAACACGCAGGACUUGCAUUUAUAGAACUUAUCAACGAAGGAAGAUUAUUGUCUCACGCUAUGAAAGAUCAUAUUGUUAGAGUUGCAAAUGAAGCUGAAUUUAUUCUUAAUCGUAUGCGAGCUGAUGAUGUUCUUAAACACGCUGAUUUUGAGUCACAAUGUGCACAGACAUUGUUGGAUCGUCGAGAAGAGGAGAGAAUGUGUGAUCAUUUGAUAACAGCAGCAAGAAGACGUGACACUGUAAUUGCAAGUAGAUUAAUGGAAAAAAUUCGUAAUAUAUUAUCAAACAAACAUGGUGCUUGGGGAUAUAUGGAUCCAAUGGCUGCCAACAUUGAUGAACUUGACAGGUUAACUGAAUUUUGGAAAUUGGAUGCAUGGGAGGAUGAUGCAAGACGACGUAAACGUUUUGUACAUAAUCCGAUGGGAACAAGUCAUCCUGAAGCAACGCUAAAAGCUGCACUUGAACAUGGAGCACCUGAAGAUGCAAUAUUACAAGCACGUGAAGAAUUUCAUGCACAUUUAGCUGCAUCAAGAUCACAUCAACAACAAAUACAAUCGACUGAUCUUAUGGAUGACAGUGAAUUACUCUCUGAUGAUCGUGAUCUUGACAAUGACUUGACAGGACCAGUUAACAUCAGUACUCGUGGUAAAUUAAUUGCCCCAGGUGUUGUGGCAAAUGGAAUUAUUUCAAUAACAUCAACAGAAUUAUAUUUUGAAGUUGAUGAGGAUGAUCCAGAAUUCAAGAAAAUCGACAGUGAGAUUCUCAAGUUUUGUGAUCACUUGCAUGGAAAAUGGUACUUUUCCGAAGUUCGUGCAAUAUUCUCACGUCGUUAUCUUUUGCAGAAUGUUGCAAUCGAGAUUUUCCUUGCAAGCAGAACUUCAAUCCUGUUUGCUUUUCAAGAUCAAUUGACUGUAAAAAAAGUCAUCAAAGCAUUGCCUCGAGUUGGUGUUGGCAUCAAAUAUGGUAUUCCCCAAACAAGAAGAGCAUCGAUGAUGUCACCACGACAAUUAAUGAGAAGUUCAAAUAUGACACAAAAAUGGCAAAGACGUGAAAUAUCAAAUUUUGAAUAUCUCAUGUUUCUCAACACCAUAGCCGGACGAACUUAUAAUGACUUGAAUCAGUAUCCAGUAUUUCCCUGGGUUUUAACAAAUUACGAAACUAAAGAUCUUGACCUCAGUCUGCCCAGCAAUUAUCGUGAUUUGUCCAAGCCGAUUGGAGCACUCAAUCCAAGUAGAAAAGCAUACUUUGAAGAUCGAUUCCAAACAUGGGAACAUGACAGCAUUCCACCGUUUCACUAUGGCACUCAUUAUUCAACUGCAGCUUUCGUUCUCAAUUGGCUCAUACGUGUUGAACCAAUGACAACAAUGUUUUUGGCACUUCAAGGUGGUAAAUUUGAUCAUCCCAAUAGAUUAUUUUCAUCAAUUGCUUUAUCUUGGAAAAAUUGUCAACGAGAUACAUCUGAUGUUAAGGAACUCAUACCAGAAUUUUUUUUUCUACCUGAGAUGUUGGUAAAUAGUAAUCAUUAUCGCCUUGGUAGACAAGAUGAUGGUAGCUCAGUGGGCGAUGUUGAAUUACCACCCUGGGCGUCAUCACCCGAGGAGUUCAUUCGUAUCAACCGAAUGGCAUUGGAGUCGGAGUUUGUCUCGUGUCAAUUGCAUCAGUGGAUUGAUUUGAUAUUUGGAUACAAACAACGAGGACCUGAAGCUGUUCGUGCAACAAAUGUUUUUUACUAUUUGACCUAUGAAGGAAGUGUUGAAUUAGAUGCAAUAAGUGAUCCAGUUAUGAAAGAGGCAAUUGAAAAUCAAAUUAGAAAUUUUGGACAAACACCAUCACAGCUUCUUAUGGAGCCACAUCCACCUCGUAGUUCAGCAAUGCAUUUGUCGCCAAUGAUGUUUUCAAGUAUUCCCGAUGAUGUUUGUAUGACAAUUAAAUUUCCAUCAAAUUCACCAAUUUGUCAUAUAUCAGCAAACACAUAUCCACAAUUGCCAUUACCAUCAGUUGUCACAGUAACAACUGGCCAACAAUUUGCUGUUAAUCGUUGGAAUAUUAACUAUGCUGCUUCUGUUCAAUCACCGAGUUACGCUGACACACCUCAGGCACAGGCAGUCAAUCAGCCACUAUCAGUUGAUCCAGUCUUGUAUCAAACAUCAAACAGUUCAAAUCCAGCACUUAAACGACACUUGGGUGAUAAUUUUAGUCAAAAAUUAAAAAUACGAAGUAAUUGUUUUGUUACAACAGUAGAUUCAAGAUUCCUCGUUGCUUGUGGUUUUUGGGAUAAUAGUUUCCGUGUAUUUUCAACUGAAACAGCUAAAAUUGUACAAAUUGUAUUUGGACAUUAUGGAGUUGUAACGUGUUUAUCAAGAAGUGAAUGUAAUAUUACAUCUGAUUGUUAUAUUGCAUCUGGUAGUUCUGAUUGUACAGUAUUACUUUGGCAUUGGAAUGCAAGAACACAAACUAUUGUUGGAGAGAGUGAAGCACCAGCACCACGUGCAACAUUAACUGGACAUGAACAGCCAGUAACUGCUGUUGUUAUUUCAGCAGAACUUGGUCUUGUUGUUUCUGGAUCUUUUAAUGGACCUGUUCUUGUACACACAACAUUUGGUGAUUUGUUACGUUCACUUGAAGCACCAAAUGGUUUUAUUUCACCUGAAAAUAUUGCAAUGUCUAGAGAAGGUGUUAUUGUUAUUAAUUAUGAACGUGGUGAUAUUGCAGCAUUUACUAUUAAUGGCAAACGAUUGCGUUAUGAAUCACACAAUGAUAAUUUACAGUGUUUAUUGUUGAGUCGAGAUGGUGAAUACCUGAUGACUGGUGGAGACAAAGGUAUCGUUGAAGUUUGGAGAACAUUUAAUCUUGCUCUUCUUUAUGCAUUCCCACUUUGUGAAAGCAGCAUUCGCUCCUUGGCAUUGUCUCAUGACCAAAAGUUUUUACUUGCUGGUCUUGCAAAUGGAUCAAUUGUUAUUUUCCACAUUGACUUUAACAGAUGGCAUCAUGAAUUUCAACAACGUUAUUGAAAUUAUGGCUAUCUUUUCAUCCGUUACUAAAAAUAAAUAUUAUAAAAAAUUAAAAAUCGAUGGAAAGUUAGUCUUAUAAAAAUGUCAAUGCAUAAAAAAUGUGUAUAAUAAUAUAAAUGGAUAUAAUCCAGCCAACUAAUAUAAUUAAUACUUCAAGUUUGAAGUUGAAAAAGAUAAAAUUAAAGGCAAAAAUCGCCGAAAAAAUAAUAUAAUUAAUAAAAUAAAAUCUGCCUCAAGUAUGAAGCAUGAUAUAGUAGUUGGAAAUUUUAAUUUCAAGCUCAUAAAGUACUUAAAAAAUAAAAUUGUUUUGUAUUAUGAAAAUGAUCCGAAUGUACUUAGACUAUUAGUCACGUAUGUGAGACUGGAAAAUUGAAUGAGAAAAAAAAAAAGCGGAUAAAUCCAAGAGGCAUUCUCAUUCAUAAUAAUUUUUUUCUUGUAUUCUUUUUUUUUUUUUUUGUUGAAAGGUUUGUUUAUUUCAAUUAUAAAAGUAUAAUUUAUUAGGCAGCUUGACAAGUGUCUUUCUGAUCGACUGAUUCAAAAGUUACACAGAAAGCUAGUCAAUUAAUAUUAAUAAUAAUAAUAAUAAAGGAAAAUUGCUUAAAUAAAAAACAAAAUGCAAAUUAAUUUUUUAAUGCAUAACGUGAGUAAAUUGUAUACAUAUAUGUAUAUUAUUUUCCUGUGUAAAUAUCAAUAAUCUCAAAUUGAAAAUAAUAUCCCUCGCAGUUAUAAAAAAUAUAAAUAUUAAUAUGAAAAAAAAAAAAUAAAUAUAUAUAAAAAAAUAUACAAACAAUAAUGCUUUUAAAAAAAUGAAAAAAAAUCGCGUGUGUUCACAAAUAACAAAUAAAUAAAUAAAUAAACAUUCCCUCUGAUAAAUAAAACGAGUUGGCAAAAAAAAAAGUAAUAAUAAUUAAAGUGUCGUAAAUUAUUAUAAAUAUUUACGAACUUAAAAAAAUUAAGGAAUAGUAAAAGAUCCUAAUUUGAUCAGAGCCGUCCACUUUGUGAAGUACUUUAUGAUAUUUUCGCAUGCGCAUUGUACUUAAUUAUUGUGAAAUAAAAUUUUAAUAAUAAUGAUAAUUUUAAUUAUUAAAAAUACAACAGUUACACGUAAGUAAAAAAAAAUUCAAAACACGUUUACUUUGUGGUAUAAAUUAAUUAUUAAUAAAUCCAAUCAAUUUUUUAAUUUGCCAUUUGAUUAAAUUGUUACUUAAAUAUAUUUGUUAUUUGAGUAUUAAAUAAUUGUAUAAUUAUAAAUGUAAAAAAUAAUAAUAGAAGAAAAAUGGGGGGCAGAAAACAAAAACAUAAAUAAACAACAUAUAUAUUAUAAUAUAUUAUAUACUUGUGCUAAAUGCAUACUGUAAUAUAAUUGGCGUACGCAAUCGAGUACUUAAUUAAUAAAAAUAUAGAUUUUAAUAAUUGAAAAAUUGAAAUAAAAAAAAAAUAGAACAGCACGUGCUUUUACAAAAAUAAAAAUACAUUUUAUCAUCACUCUACAUGCUGAGAAUAAAAAUAUAUAUUAUUUAUAUAUUAUAAAGAAAAAAUAAAAUAAGAGAGUAAUAAAAAAUUAAAUAAGCUUUAAUUAAUAAAGAAUAUUAUCCAUCGUCAUGCUGAGUGACAACAGUCAACAUUGCUUUUUUGUAUAAAUAAAAAAAAUUAUAUAUAAAGAGAUAAAUAAAUAUAGCAGAAAAUAAAUUUGAAUAAUACUUGAAUAUUGAAUGAUCGGUACAGAAAAAUAACUAGUCUAGAGGACAUUCAAAGUAUAUUCAUUUUUAUUAUUACUUUUAUUUUUAUUUAUUUAUUUAUUUUUUUAUAAUAUCACUGAGUAGUUAACCAUCCACUUAAUUCAACUAGUCACAAAGAUUAAGUAAAUAAUGACUAAAGAGCACAAGAAUAAAAAGAAAAAUAAUAGUCAAGUUAAUAGUCGAAGAGGUAUGAAUUAAUAAAGGCAUUGAAAAAUUUAAUUAAAUGAUUUAAAAAAACAAAUCAAAUAUAAUUUAUUGUAAACAAAAAAAAAAAGCUUGCAACAUGAUGAUUUAUUUUAUUUUUUACCAUUUUAAUCAAUGACCUUACUGCUGAUAACCAUUUGUUAAUAAAUCAUAAAUUAAAAUGUGAAAAGAUAAAUAUAUAUCUAGGUAUAACAUUUUGUGCAAUUUUAAUUCAAUUAAUUAAUUUCAAAUGAAAUAAUAAUGAAAAUUUAAUUAGACAAAAUGUUAUUGUGAAUUAAAAUAUUAAUUUUCAAUGACAAGUAAAAUAAAUAAUUCGACAAAAAUGUAAAUUUAAAAUAUAAAAGUUAUUUGAUUUUUAAUAAUCACUAACGUGCGUAAAUGUGAAAAAAUAAAUAAUAAAUCAAUUUUAAAUAUUAAUUUGAAAAGCACGAGCUCAAAAGCAGUGCAUUAAAUGCGACACAAAUGUGUCCUCUUUGCUCGUAAGGAAUUUUUAUAUUUGUUUAUAGACGUAUGAGCGUGCGACGUCUUUGUCGAAAAAAAAAAAAGUUAUUAGUAAAUUCCCUCCAUUAAAAAAAAAAGGAAAAAAACACUUAAAAAAAUAAAUAAAUAAAUAUAUAUAUAAAAAAAAAAAUAAUAAUAUAUAUACACAUGCUUAAGUGCAAUAUCUGUCCGAACUUGGAACUUCGCCAGUUAAAUAAAUAAAAACUAUUUUAAAUAACACGACAAUUCACUUGUAAUUGAUUGUGACUUAAUUAAAAUGAAAAAAAAAAAAAAAAA